UUCGGGACCAAGUGCGCGGGCUGUGCCCAGGGCAUCUCCCCCAGCGACCUGGUCCGCAGGGCGCGGAGCAAAGUGUUCCACUUGAACUGUUUUACGUGUAUGAUGUGUAACAAGCAACUCUCCACCGGCGAGGAGCUCUACAUCAUAGACGAGAACAAGUUUGUCUGCAAAGAAGAUUACCUAAAUAACAGCAAUACUGCCAAAGAAAACAGCCUGCAUUCAGCCACCACCGGCAGUGACCCCAGCCUGUCCCCCGACUCCCAAGAUCCCUCCCAGGACGACGCCAAGGACUCGGAAAGCGCCAACGUGUCCGACAAGGAGACGGGAAGCAACGAAAACGACGACCAGAACCUGGGAGCAAAGCGACGGGGACCUCGCACCACCAUCAAAGCCAAACAGCUAGAGACUCUGAAAGCUGCUUUCGCGGCCACCCCAAAACCCACCCGGCACAUCAGGGAGCAGCUGGCACAGGAGACCGGGCUCAACAUGCGGGUCAUCCAG
Messenger RNA from Acanthisitta chloris (rifleman), 501 nucleotides. RefSeq names its product LIM/homeobox protein Lhx1. Gene Ontology annotation, cellular component: nucleus. NCBI's taxonomy places the organism in Eukaryota, Metazoa, Chordata, Aves, Passeriformes, Acanthisittidae. Gene Ontology annotation, biological process: neuron differentiation; regulation of transcription by RNA polymerase II. The transcript has 2 exons. The annotation marks the transcript as partial. The record is from RefSeq and is a predicted model, not a curated record. Gene Ontology annotation, molecular function: RNA polymerase II transcription regulatory region sequence-specific DNA binding; DNA-binding transcription factor activity, RNA polymerase II-specific.